Messenger RNA from Brassica napus (rape), 474 nucleotides. RefSeq lists its product as uncharacterized. The record is from RefSeq and is a predicted model, not a curated record. Bases 1 to 474 code for a protein of 157 amino acids. Lineage: Eukaryota; Viridiplantae; Streptophyta; Magnoliopsida; Brassicales; Brassicaceae. The transcript has a single exon.
AUGGAUGCGGUCUCCGCCGUUAACCAAACCCUCCCAAUCUCCGACGAUGAAGCGGUAAAGUUCACCACAUACUCCACCGCAGUACACAAAGUCAUCGUAAUGGUCAACGCUGGACUUAUAGGACUACUCCAACUAAUAAACCAACAGUCCUCUGUUUUAGAAACACAUAAAGCAGCAUUUUUGAGUUUUUGUGUAUUCGCUUUGUUCUACGCGGUUCUUCGCGUCCGUGAAGCCAUAGACGUGGGGCUACGGCCCGGGAUAGCCCCCAGACUCUCCGGACACACGAGUCAUCUCUUCGGCGGUCUAGCCGCUCUCAUGCUGAUCUCUGUGGUUUGCGCGACGUUUGCUCUUGUCCUUCUUCUUAUGUGGUUUCUCUGGCUCUCAGCCAUCAUUUACAGCAUUUUAGAUGAAUUCAUUGUAUACUCUAAGGCAAACAAAUCUGGCGCCGGUUCACGUCCGUCGUUGCCACUUUAA